GUAUAGACAGUAGAGACAUAUCCUUCAGUUGAAUCAAUUAACAAGAAUGGCUCUUUCAGCUGCCACUCUUCUCACUGCCCUUGCAGUACUCUGCUCUUUCUUUUACAUUCUAUUUUACAUCUCAUCAAGCAAAAAUGGAAAAGGAAAAGGAAAAGGGAAAGCCAUUCCGGGUCCGCGACCCUUGCCAAUUAUUGGAAACCUCCACAUGUUAGGCAUGCUUCCACACCAAUCCCUUUAUCACUUGGCCAAAAAAUAUGGUCCUAUGAUGUCCAUAAGGCUAGGCGUUGUGCCAACUGUUGUCGUUUCAUCCCCUCAAGCCGCUGAGAUAUUUCUCAAGACACAUGAUGCUGUUUUCGCAAGCAGGCCAAGACUUCAAGUCCUAGAAUUAAUUUACAAUGGCAAAAGGGGCAUAGCAUUCACAGAACUUGGAUCAUAUUGGCGUAGUGUGAGGAAGAUUUGUAAUAUGACAAUUUUUACUGCAUCGAAAAUUGAAUCGUUUGCAUCAACGAGGAAGGAGGUGCUAGCGCAUUUCAUUGAAUCUUUGAAAGAAGCUGCAUCAGCAAAGGAAGUGGUCAACAUUAGUAAGAAGAUUGGGGCGCUUAAUGAAGAGAUGACUUUGAGAAUGGUUUUGGGGAAUGUGAAGAAGUAUCAGGGAUUUAACCUCAAGGAGCUUAUUGAUGAGCUUACUCACAUAGCAGGAGCUUUCAAUCUUGCAGAUGUUGUUCCUUUUCUGGGUGCUUUCGACCUACAGGGACUCAAAGCACGUACAACGAAACUCGGUGAAAAACUUGACAAAGCCCUCGAGACGAUCAUUGACGACCAUGAACAACAUAAGCAAGAUGAUUUCGUCGGUACACUGCUUAAAGAGUUAAAUCAACCAAUGAACAAUGAUGGUGAUAUAAUGGAUCGAAAUAGCAUCAAAGCCAUAACAAUAGAUAUGAUGGUGGGUGCCUUGGACACUUCAGCUGCCACAUUGGAGUGGGCAUUAUCAGAGCUCCUAAGGCAUCCAAGGGUACUGUUAAAACUCCAACAAGAGUUAGAAAGCAUUGUCGGGAACAAGAGAAUGGUAGAGGAAAAUGAUUUACCAAAAUUGGAGUACCUAGACAUGGUUGUGAAAGAAAUUUUUAGGCUUCAUCCUGUUGCACCUUUGCUAGUUCCUCGUGAGUCAGUGGAAGACAUAAUUAUUGAUGGUUGUUACAUACCAAAACAAUCAAGGGUCUUAGUGAACAUUUGGGCAAUGGGGAGAGACCCUAAUACUUGGUCCAAUAACGCUGAAGAGUUUUUUCCAGAAAGGUUCAUUGAUAGCAAUAUAGACCUUCAUGGACAUGAUUUUGAACUCAUCCCAUUUGGUGCAGGCCGUAGAUUAUGCCCAGGGAAGAAAUUAGGGUUAAUCACAGUUAAACUUAUUCUAGCUCAAUUACUGCAUUGUUUCAAUUGGGAGCUACCUAGUGGAAUGUCGCCGAAUGAACUGGACAUGACUGAGAACUUUGGUGUCUCGUUGCCAAGAAAGAUUAAUCUAUGUGUCAAGCCCACUUAUCGCAUGUAAAAAUGCAAAUUUUAUGAUUUUUUUGUGUUUUAAAAUAACAAUAUGUAUACGUAUAAUAAAGGGCAUUGUAAAAUGGCAUGUAUUUCUUUUUGAAAACAGUAUGUCACAAAAUAAAUAUAUAUGUUGACAAUGCAUCAUACUUAAUAAAAUCCCUCAAAAUCAAACAAAUAUAACUAAA
Gossypium raimondii (Peruvian cotton) is the source of this 1724-nucleotide messenger RNA. Its product is annotated as cytochrome P450 CYP736A12. Bases 47 to 1546 code for a protein of 499 amino acids. Gene Ontology annotation, molecular function: monooxygenase activity; heme binding; iron ion binding. The transcript has 2 exons. The record is from RefSeq and is a predicted model, not a curated record. Lineage: Eukaryota; Viridiplantae; Streptophyta; Magnoliopsida; Malvales; Malvaceae.